AAAGAUUGAGGGAUCAUCAGGUUCCUCAGCUGUCCGGCCGGAGAAGUCUCCCUAGAGAUGAAUUCCUACCUAGAAUACACUUCUUGCGGGGAUGUUGUAGCCUUUUCACCCAAGUUCUGCCGCAGCGACCAAAGAAACAUGACCUUGCAGCCUUACCCUGGCAGUGGAGCAGAUCAUCCCUUUAUGCCAGUUGGAGGUGUGCCUGGCUCCGUUGCCCACCAGGCUUCUCACCAGUCUCCAGCACUUUAUGCUCCAUGCAGCCUAGAUGUCGCUUAUGAGCCACCCCCACCUUCUGAUUACAGUUUCUUACAUAGCAGCACCGAUUACGACUAUUAUGGAUCUAAUCACUUGGUAGAAGAGACUGGGGGCCACAUUCCCUAUGGCAGUUCUGUAUUCCCAGGGAAUGGAUCGUACAUCCUCAAUGGGCAGCUGAGCUACAGGACUCUUGGAGAAGAAACCCAAAUGGCUCAAAUCGCCCAAUGUAAGGAACCACUAGAAGUUUAUCCUGGGGGCAACUUGCAGAGUAUCUCCCCUUCGCCUGGCACUUACCCAAAACCUGCCUCCCCGGCGUCUGACACCCAUGUCAGCACGUUUGAUUGGAUGAAAGUUAAAAGGAACCCACCUAAGAAAAGUUUACAAUCUGAAUAUGGGGUAGCAAGUCCCCCCUGCACCGUGAGGACAAACUUCACCACCAAACAACUGACUGAACUCGAAAAGGAGUUUCAUUUUAACAAGUAUCUCACCAGGGCAAGACGCAUCGAAAUCGCAAACUCCCUCCAACUCAACGAUACUCAGGUUAAGAUCUGGUUCCAGAAUAGGCGAAUGAAACAAAAGAAAAGGGAAAGGGAGGGGUCUUUGCCCAAUUCUCCCCCGUCCGGACCAGCAUCCAGUAUCUGCGUAAAAACUCCACUUUCAAAGUCUGUACAUGAAACUGCGACGCUGUCGCCAUCCAAGGACGUUUAAGUAUAAAGACUCACAGCUAGAGACCAAAUAUAUGCGAUCGUCUCGGAACAGAGUUAACAACACGAUGCAUUCUGCUGCACCCCAAGCAGGCACAAACUAGGGUGACUUUGCAAUAUAUAUCGUUACUUGUGUUACCUAUAAAUUGUACAGUAUGUAUUGUAUAUACAGACCUUAGCAGCUCAAUCCUGCAUCUAUGCAUUAAAUACAUAUAUAGGGUCUAGGUUGUUUGUAGAGAGAACAGCAUGAAGGGUGGAGAUUCACAAGUACUACUCACAUAUACCUUUAUAUAAUCAUGGUUAAGUAUGUAAGAUUACACAUGCCAUGCAUGUGCGACAGAAAAAGCAAGUCCUGCAGCCAGAUACUGUACAUACUGUAUAAAGCCAGUACUGACAUUACCAAAGAUGGAUAGGAGUCUGCCAUUUCCUCAACUUUAUCGACUGAAUUUGCACUAUUGUGUUUUGCUGUUCCCUGGGUCUCAAGCAAUUUCUUCUGAAACUGACUGAACUCAUUCUGGGACGUAUUGUAGUACAUCAGGAAGCUAUGACCUGAAGGCGAAUUUUAUAAAAUUUUACUGCUGUAUAUAUCUAUUUUUUUAUAAACUAAUAAAAAUAAAAAUCAAAUUGACUAUG
Molecule: messenger RNA, 1592 nt
Organism: Xenopus tropicalis (tropical clawed frog)
Lineage: Eukaryota; Metazoa; Chordata; Amphibia; Anura; Pipidae
Gene: hoxd1
Product: homeobox D1
Biological process (GO): regulation of DNA-templated transcription; regulation of transcription by RNA polymerase II
Cellular component (GO): nucleus
Molecular function (GO): DNA-binding transcription factor activity, RNA polymerase II-specific; DNA binding; DNA-binding transcription factor activity
Source: RefSeq, marked provisional